AUGUUGUCUGGUAAGGUUUUACAGAAACUAGUCUUCAACAAUGUCCCAUUGAAAACUAGUGUUGGUAGAUGUUACUCAAAUGGUUUUACUUUCAAAUUGAAUCAGUUCCAGAAAUCAGGGUUUCAUACUACAAGGGUUCUUUGCAAUUCGGAUUCAUCUUUUAAAGAUCCUUACAAGACUUUAGGUGUUGCCCGUAGUGCUAGUCAAUCAGAAAUUAAAAAAGCUUACUAUAAAUUAGCAAAAAAAUAUCAUCCCGAUAUUAAUAAAGAACCUGAUGCUGAAAAAACUUUCCAUAAUUUACAAAAUGCUUAUGAAAUACUUUCUGAUGAAGAUAAAAGAGCUCAAUUCGACCAAUUCGGUGCAUCGGCUUUCUCACAGAAUGCUGGUCCAAGUGGUGGUUCAGGUGGGUUCAAUCCAUUUGCUAAUGGUAACGGUGGUGGGUUUGGUGAUUUUGGUGGGUUGAAUUUCGAAGAUUUAUUUGGCGCUGCCUUUGGUGGUGGUGCUUCAGGACGUUCAAAUGGUGGAUUCGGUUCAAGAGUUAACAUGGUUAGAGAAUAUAAAGGUGAUACCAUCGAAAUUAUCCAUAAUUUAAGCUUCAAAGAUGCCGUAUUUGGUGUUAACAAUGUUUCUCUAACUUUUAACGCUUUGGAUCCUUGUGAUACUUGUCACGGUUCAGGUUUGAAAAAGGGUGAGAACCACAAGAGAAGAUCUUGUUCCUAUUGUAAUGGUACUGGUACUCAAAUACAUGUACGUUCGGGCUUCCAAAUGGCUUCAACUUGUAACCACUGUCAUGGUGAGGGUACUAUUAUUGCAUUUGAAGACAUGUGUACGAAAUGUCAUGGUGACGGUGUUAAAUUAGAUGCGCAAAAGAAAAUAAAUGUUAACCUACCUUCUAGUUUAUCUGACGGUGAUGUAAUCCGUAUCCCAGGUGAAGGUUCAUUCCCAAAUAUUGCGGUCCCAGAAGAAGAUAAAGAUAGAGUUAAAUUAUCCAGAGGUGAUUUAUUAGUAAGAAUACGUGUAAAACCUGAUCCAGACUACACCAUCAAGAAUAAAUACGAUAUUUGGUCUGUCAAAGAGAUUCCAAUUACCACAGCAGCACUAGGUGGUACCAUCACAAUUAAAACCAUUGAUGAUAAACAAAUUAGAUUAAAGGUAAUGGCAGGAACACAACACGAUCAAGUAACAUCAAUUCCAAAUAUGGGUGUCCCACGUAGAAAUGGGUUAGGACGUGGUGAUAUGAAGAUUCAAUACAAAGUAGUGAUAAGGAAACCAUCUACUGAAGUCGAAACCUGUCUAUGGGAAGCUCUCGCAGACGUCUCAAAGGAUACUACUGCAAAGAGAACCAUGAGCAACAGCAUUUUAUCAUCGAACCCUGAAGAUACUACAAAGACCAAUUCUAAGGAUAGUAGCACAGAUGUGAACACUCUAAAAAAGAUUGAAAAUUUUAUUUCAGAAACAUUUAAAAAGAUCAAGGGCAAGAAACAAUAA
Messenger RNA from Vanderwaltozyma polyspora DSM 70294, 1488 nucleotides. It is a transcript of the gene MDJ1, whose product is annotated as Mdj1p. The transcript has a single exon. The record is from RefSeq and is a predicted model, not a curated record. Gene Ontology annotation, biological process: protein refolding; response to heat. Lineage: Eukaryota; Fungi; Ascomycota; Saccharomycetes; Saccharomycetales; Saccharomycetaceae. The coding region runs from base 1 to 1488 and encodes 495 amino acids. Gene Ontology annotation, cellular component: cytoplasm. Gene Ontology annotation, molecular function: ATP binding; heat shock protein binding.